AUGACUGAAGACUCCAUAUCAGUAGCAUUCGUUUGUUUAGGAAAUAUCUGUCGCUCGCCUAUGGCAGAGGCGGUUUUCGCCCAUACCGUUAAGCAAAAUGGUCUACAGGAUCGAUUUGCAAAAAUCGAUUCAUUUGGGACUGGUGGCUGGCAUAAGGGAGAGAACCCAGACCCACGCUCAGCCGCUACUUGUCGCAAACAUGGCAUUCCAGUGAACCAUCGCGCUCAACAGAUUAAAGGCCACCAUUUUCAAGAAUUCGAUUACAUUGUGUGCAUGGACGAAAUGAAUUUGAGAAACCUACAAAGAAUGAAGCCUAGCGACUCGAAAGCUAAACUUUCUAUGUUCGGACAAUGGAAUAAGGAUGGCAAGUAUAGAGAGAUCGUCGACGACCCUUACUACGGUGGAGACGGUGGAUUUGAAUACAACUUCAAACAAAUUCAGUACUUUAGCGAGCAGUUUCUUGAGCAGGAAUUGUAA
This is a messenger RNA of Lachancea meyersii CBS 8951, 477 nucleotides long. The record is from the annotation of a GenBank genome assembly. Lineage: Eukaryota; Fungi; Ascomycota; Saccharomycetes; Saccharomycetales; Saccharomycetaceae.